Molecule: messenger RNA, 2305 nt
Organism: Diachasma alloeum
Lineage: Eukaryota; Metazoa; Arthropoda; Insecta; Hymenoptera; Braconidae
Product: leucine-rich repeat-containing protein 45
Exons: 2
Coding region: 91-2235 (714 amino acids)
Cellular component (GO): centrosome
Molecular function (GO): protein binding
Source: RefSeq, a predicted model, not a curated record
ACGCAGCGUCAAAAUCAAAAGCGUCAAGUUGAAAAAAACACCCCAAUUUCCGUCAACAAACCCUGAAAACUGGAGUAAAGUGAUUUCCCCAUGAAAAUGCUCAGUGAUUAUGAAUUGUUCAGGCAGCUGUGUCACAAACGCAAGAUCACGGUGCAGCCGGACAUUCUGGGGGCUGUGGAAAGCGCAAGUUCAACCGGAAUUCUCCGUCUCCCCUGUCAAUCGAUAGUCCUCCCAGUCUGCGAGAUUCUGGGUCGAGUGCUCUCCUCCUCCUCGACAGUCCGCUCCCUGGACCUGAGCGACUGCAUGCUGAUCUCCAAGGGCCUCAGCCGGAUCCUGGAGGCCCUCACCUCGGGCUCGACCCUCACCACCCUCAACCUGAAGGGCAACAACAUCGCAGGCCCCAUCGUCUCCCAGCUGGGUGAGAUAUUCCACCGAAACCACACCCUCAGGACCCUGAACAUCGAGUGGAACAGCCUGGGAACGGACACCGAGUGCUUCACCGCCUUCUGCGAGGGUCUCUCCUCCAACAACAGCCUCGAGGAGCUCGACCUGCGUUACAACCAGAUCUCCCCGCUGUGCGCCGAGGCCCUCAGCAAGCUCCUCACACGAAACAAAUCCCUGAAGAUCCUGAACCUGGGGCGGAACAACCUCGGGGUGCAGGGGGGUCAGGCGAUCCUCACCUCCAUGAGGGAGAACACCAGCCUGAUCAAGCUGAACCUGCGGGGCAACUGCAUCCCCGAGGAGAUCCUCGCGAUGAUCGAGGACCUGACCCUCAAGAACCAGAGCCGAGAGAUCCAGUCGCUCUCGAACAUCUCCAGGAGCCUCCAGGGCCACAGGCUCCUGGUCCUCCACGAGAAUCGCCAGAUGUACUCGACGAGUGAUGAAUCAGUGGAGAAGGACGUUGUCCUGAAGAAGAAGAAAGUGAAGCAGAAGAGCAGAAUACCUGGCUGGAGGGGAGAGUCGACACCUUUGAGGAACCAUCAGGACCCUGAACCCCCUGACGACGACUUCAACGAGUCGAUCCUCUCCCUGAACAUCAUCGGGGAGCAGUCGAGGCCUUCUGAAUCCGGAAAUCGCCCCCUGGAGGUUCCCACGAACAAACACGACUCAGAGGUCUCCAAGAUCGCUGAGUUGAACAGAAUUCUCCAGGAGCGAUCGGCUGUGAUCAGCACCCUGAUGAAGGAGAUCGCCACCAAGAAUGAGGAGAUGAAGGGAGUGAAGUCGUUGGUGCACCAGCUGGAGGAGGAGGCGCUCCAGGCGAAGACGAACAGCGAGAGGGCAAUUGAGGAGAAGGUGAGGGAGAUCGAGGGGAUGAGGGAGAGCCAGAGGGCGAGCGAGGAGGCCUGGAGGAAGGUGCAGAGGCAGCUGGAGGAGAAUCAGAAGGACCUUGAGGAGAGGAGCAGAGAGUGGGAGGGGAAGGCGAGGAGGUACGAGGGGGAUGUGCAGAGGAGUUCAGCAGCACUCGUGGGGCUGAGGGAGAGGUUCUUGAGCAAGUCUCAGCAGUAUGAGGAGGUCAUAGCGAAUUGUAAGACUGAGGUUCACAGGGUGAAGGGGGAGCUGAGGGAGAGGGUGAACAGACACAAGAUUGAGAUUAACGUCCUGAAGAGGACGUUGAAGGAGACGACAGAGGCUCUCGAGGAGUGCCAGCUGCAGCUGCAGAAGAGCAGGGCGGAGCUGAGGGAGGUGCAGAAUAAUUUUUCUGGUGUUAUGGCGAGGAUUGGGGAGAUGGAGGGGGUGAGUGGGAAGUACCUGAGGUUGGAGGAGGCUUUUCAGAAGCUGAAGGAGGAGAAGAUCGUGGUUGAGGAGAAGUUCACUGAGUCCCAGAGGACAAUAGCGAGCUUGAAGAGGCAGGUGGGGUCGCUGGAGACUGAGUUGAUCGAGCCUCAGAGGAGGCACAAUCUGCUGAAGGAGGAGUUGGAGACUGAGAGGGAGAAGACUGCGAGGCUGAAGGAGGAGUUGGCGGGGGAGAGGACGAGGCUGAAGGAGCAGGACUGCCAGGUGCAGAAGAUGUGCCAGCAGAUCAGUGGGCUCAAUGAGCAGAUGAGUGAGGCUCAGAGGGGGCAUGCUGAGGAGAUCAGGGAGAGGGAGAGGGAGAGGAAGCAGUUGAAGGAGAUCAUCGCCAGCAAGGAUCGAGACUUGAGGGAGCUCAGGGCUGAGGAGGCUCAGAGGGCUGGACAGCUUUAUGCUGCUUUCACCAAGUAUCUUGGGUCCAUUGGAUCCACUGCGCCAUUGUGAUGUUCAGGAGCACUUGUAAAUAUGGUUUUUGUCAUUAUUUAUUGGUAUUUGUAGCUUAUUUAUUGGAAAU